UCUAACACCGAGACCGCCUGGGCUAGACUGGGUGGUCGUGUGGAUACAAGACUGGGCAAACUGCCGUAGGCACGCAAACUAAAGGGAAGAGAGGGAAAGGGUGGCUGUUGUCCUCGCAGUCCGGCUCUUUCUCCUUUUUCUUUCCUCCUUCUACUUUCCUUCGGUUGUCCCGUCUUUCGCGGCUUUCCUUCUUUAUUCUUCGUUAUUUUCGCUUCCCCUCCCACUCGCUUGCUCUUUCGCAUUUCCCGCUUAUCCUCUUUCCUCCCUCCCUUCUAUCAUCUUUCGUUCCCCCCCCCCAAAAAAAGGGUCUUUAUUCUUUCCUUUUAUUUUCCUGUUUCUCUCCCUCAUUCUCUCCUCUACCUCUGCUUUUCUCUACGGCCGCGUAUCUCUUUGCGUAUCUUUUUUCAUGUGUAUCUCUUUGCUGAGCAUUUCUACUGGUUUUCAAGGCGAAACUCGGUCAAAAGUGUGCAUGUGUGAGAGAGAUACACAGAGUGUGUGUGUGUCUGCGCGCCCGCGCUGUUAGAGGCAGCUUCGGAUGGAUUUCCACCCCACGAUUGCUUCUGAACGUGUUGGUGCUGGCGAUUGUCAGUGUUUUGUAGCUGUUGCAAACCGAUCAAGGAUUAAAGAUAGAAGAGCCAAUUGGUCCUGGGAAAGUGGGGCAAAGGGUUCGUUUUGUUUCACCACACAAGAGAUAUCAGAUCGGGCGCCUUUGGCUGGAGUAUCUUCCCUCCCCCCUCCCGUUUUUUCUCCCAGCCUAGCGAUCUUUAUUUAGGAUAAUGGGAGCCGAUCUCAAACGUUCUUCUGUUUGACUUUCUCGUGACAGAAGAAAAGCAGCCGGCUCUCCUUACGAUGCCCACACGACGGGCAUGAGCGGGGCCAUCAGCUACCACCCUUACGGCAGCCCAGCGUAUCCUUACCAGCUGAACGACCCUGCUUAUCGGAAAAACGCCACGCGAGAUGCCACGGCCACGCUGAAGGCCUGGCUGCAGGAGCACCGCAAGAACCCUUACCCGACCAAGGGCGAGAAGAUCAUGCUUGCCAUCAUCACCAAGAUGACCCUCACCCAGGUCUCCACCUGGUUCGCCAACGCCCGGCGGCGGCUCAAGAAGGAGAACAAGAUGACCUGGGCGCCGCGCAACAAGAGCGAAGACGAAGACGAGGACUUGGAUGCGGACGGGAGCGGCGGCGGCGGCGGCGUGCGGAGCAAGGAGGAGACGGCGUCCGACAAAGUGCGCGACACCAACGAGACCUCGGCCGAGGAUGAAGGGAUCAGCUUGCAGGUGGACUCCCUCACCGACCAUUCCUGCUCGGCGGAAUCGGACGGCGAGAAGGGCCCUUGCCGGGCCAGGGACACGCUCUGCGAAUCUGGCUCGGACUGCAAGGACAAAUACGAGGAGAUCGAAGACGACGACGACGACGACGAGGAGGACGACGACGAGGAGGCGGAUCGGGGCCUCCCCAUCAAGCCCGUCACCUCUUCCCCUCUCACCGGCGUGGAGGCCCCUCUCCUGGGCCACCCCCACUCGGAGGACUCGGCCAGAAACGCGAACAAAGCGGCCUUGGACGCCCGGAUCUCUUCUGCGGCGUCGCAGCAGCAACAGCAGCAGACCACGCAGGCCAGCAAGCCCAAGCUGUGGUCGCUAGCCGAGAUCGCCACUUCGGACCUUAAGCACCCCCCUCCCCACCCGCAUCACCACCCGCAUCCCCACAGCCUGGGCCAGAGCUGUCCGCCGUCGGCCCAGCCCUCUUCCGCCCCGCACAACGCUGCCUACUCGCCCUCUUCGCUGCUGGGGAGGCAUAUUUAUUACACGUCGCCUUUUUAUAGCAAUUACACAAACUAUGGGAACUUCAACGCCCUCCAGGGCCAGGGCAUCCUGAGGUACAAUUCGGCCGCCAUGGCCUCCGGCGAGGGGGGACUCAGUCAGACGGUGAUCAGUAGCAACGGCGGCGGCGGCGGCAGCUCGGCUCCCAAGCAAGGCGCGGAGAAUUCCUUGAAAACCGCCGCGGGCCACCUCGAACCACAUUACAAACCCUCGGUUUCAGACACGAAGAAAGACCCCACUGAAGUGUGCACAGUAGGAGUACAACCAUACCUAUAGAAGUGCAAUCGCACAGCAGCCAGGCAAGUAGGUGUCACAAUUGCUUUGAGAAAAGUCAACAAGCCAUCAUCUCUCCCCAAGCUAAUCUAUCUAUCUCUAUGUCUAUCUCUAACAAAACUCUAAAUCCGGAUCACAUCUUGUGCCACUGUAUAAAAGAAGACCACAGAACACUAUUAAAUCUACAAGACUCUGUCUAAUUAUUAAAACAGAUUUUUGAUGGACAUUAUGUGAAUUCGCUGGUAUAGUCUAGUUCCCCCCAUGUAUGUGUGAUUUUAAAAGGAAGACAAAAAAAAAAGCUGUUUUUUUCUCAGGAUAUCUUGAAUUGAUCACUUCAUUGCCACGGUAUAUAUAUAUCUAUAUUCUGUAGGUGUGAUAGGAUUUAUUGUACAAAUUCUUUGUAAAAGAUGCAUACAGUAGGGAUUAAUUAAUGAAACUCAUGACUGAAGAACUUGAGUACUUACAAAGUGGAAACAUAUUUGAUAUUUAUUUUUGUAAUGAUAAAAAAGCUUCUAGUAAUUUUAUGCAAGUUGUAUUGCAAUGGAAUCCCAACUCUUUUGUAAAUAAAUUAUGCCUGGUUUUUAUUUGAGAUAUUGAUGGUGAUACAAUCCCUCAUUGUUUAAUGAGAAUUCUUUACUAAUUUAUAUCUUUAAUUGUAAAUAAAAACAGAUUAGUCUACAAAAAGGUGGUGGCUUUUUUAUUCCUUUUCAAUAUAUGUAUGCAAUAUAAAUGCAACCUAUAAACGCAAUAGGUGUGGUAGCUUACAAAACAUCACUGACAACAAUUAACAUUAACUUCUAAACUUUUUGGAAUAUAUUUAGCCAUAUGACCAAUUGAAUCUAU
Messenger RNA from Pogona vitticeps (central bearded dragon), 2939 nucleotides. RefSeq names its product iroquois homeobox 2 (gene IRX2). Gene Ontology annotation, molecular function: RNA polymerase II cis-regulatory region sequence-specific DNA binding; DNA-binding transcription factor activity, RNA polymerase II-specific. Gene Ontology annotation, biological process: neuron differentiation; cell development; regulation of transcription by RNA polymerase II. NCBI's taxonomy places the organism in Eukaryota, Metazoa, Chordata, Lepidosauria, Squamata, Agamidae. Gene Ontology annotation, cellular component: nucleus. The record is from RefSeq and is a predicted model, not a curated record.